AUGCUUGGAGGGAAGAAAAAGCUUCCUGAACAACAAAGCGCUGUCAAUCGGGUAACCAGCUUGCCCUUGCUCAACUCUGCAUUCAACCUGGUCUCAUCUGCCUACAACUAUACCAAGGAGACGCAUCCUUACCUCACUGGUGUCUGCAACAUGGCUGAGACUGUGGCUGCUGUCGCAGUAGGUAGCGUGGUUGGUGGGGCACAGCCCAUCCUGAACCAACUUGAGCCACAAAUUGCACUUGUAAAUGAAUAUGCCUGUAAAGGACUGGAUCAACUGGAGGAGAACUUGCCUUUUCUUCAACAGCCAGCAGAUAAGGUAAUCUCAGACACCAAGCAGCUGGUUUCCACCAAAGUGACAUCUGCUAUGGAUGCUGCCUGUGAGGCAAAAGAAGGUGCAAAGGAUCUUGUGACCAACACAGUGACUGAAGCAAUGGACCUAACCAAAGGAGCUGUUCAGGAUGGUGUUGAGAAGACCAAAUCAGUAGUCACUUCUACAGUCAAUACAGCUCUGGAUGCUGCAGUGAGCCAAGCAGUGGCAGGUGGUGUUGAAUCUGUCCUGGGUAUAUCAGAAGAUCUGGUGGAUCACUACCUCCCAAUGACAGAGGAAGAACUAGGUAAACUGGCCACUGCUGUGGAGGGGUUUGGUAUGGCUUCUGUGGAGGAGCAGAAACAGCAACGGAGUUACUUUGUGCGUCUGGGUUCCCUCUCUAACAAAGUCCGCCACCGAGCUUAUCGGCACUCCCUCAACAAACUGCAGUGCAUUAAGCAAAGCACCCAGGAUAUUCUCUCACGACUACAGCUGGCAAUAAAACUGAUCGAAUCUGUGAAACAAGAGGUUGGCCAGAAGCUUCUAGAUGGGCAGGAGAAGCUCCAUCAGCUGUGGGUGGACUGGAGCCUGACCCAACCCAAAGGAAACCAAGUUAAAACUGCCUCCCAACCAGAGCAGGUAGAGUCACGGACUCUAGCUAUGCUGCAUAUCAUCACCCAGCAGCUACAACCUGUUUAUGAGAAUCUGAAAGCCAGCAUCCAAGGCCUCCCCAGCAACAUCCAAGAAGCAGUGUAUCAGGCCACUCGAAAUAUCCACAAGCUCCAUAGUUCUUUUUCCAGUGCUAUGUCUUUCCAGGAUCUCUCCAGCACCACCCUGACCCAGAGCCAGGACUGUGUGGCAGAAGCCCGAAGGUCCCUAGAUGACCUCUUUGAGUAUGUAACUCAGAACAUCCCUCUAAACUGGCUUGUGGGUCCCUUCAGGGCGAUAGCUAAAGUGUCACAGGAUAGCAGGAAGCAGAAGCAGAAGAAGAAGAAGAAAAGUAUGGUGACUGAUAUAAAAUCCCCUGUAUUGGAGAAGGCUACAUCAUCAAAGGAGGUGGCUAAGAUACCCAAAGAACCAAAGGGAGCAAACAGGAUCCUGGGGGAAGGGUGUAAAGUGCUAGAGAAGCUGGAAGAGAAGGCAGAGAAAGACACGGAGGUGGCACUGGCUGCAAAGGAGAUAAAAACUAAUGCACCAGAGGGAGAUCUCUGAAAAAUUCCAGCUCUUCUGGCCAAGGCUCCCUGGCUAGAACAGCACUUUCUUUUAAUUGUGUGUCCAACUGCCAAUCGUGCCAAGAGUGCCUUCUGCUCUAUCCCUGGCCCAGGCUGAGUUUACAGUAAGAUGUAGUUUGCAAGAAGACUUGAUAACCAAGGUGGGGUGAUUCCAUAUUUUGAUUUACUAUUUCUUUUAAAUCCUGCUGCUGCACUGAAAGGGAAGAUGGGGACCUGUACUUCAGCUUUUUAAGUUGGCCCAGCUGUAUGUGUGAAUGGCUAAUUCUUGGUGAGACAAGCUGUGGGAGAGAAGUGGUCUCAACUUAUUUUUAAUGCUGGAUUUGUUUUUAAUUCAUCCAAGCUGCAGAGAUCUUGAAAGGAUGAUGCACUUGAUCUUUGAUACUAUUUUCCUCCUCCUACAAGUUUAAAAAUAUGUGUUACAGACACAACUUCCUUUCUGCUGUUCAUGCUUCUGGUGAGGCUCAGCCCUGCAGAAGACCAGGAACAGCUGGGGGCAAGAGGCUGCUUCUCAAAAAGAGACUUCUCUUUAUGGAUCAGCCAAACACUUUUUCUUUCACAGAGGAACACUUAACAAGGUGAUAUUUUCUUUUAAGCAUGCCAAUUUGCAGUGGGAUUAUCUUUCCUAGUCAUAUAAACGACUUCAGGGAUCAUCUGUUUGUGUGUGAGUAACUCCAUGCAUGAAACCUUUUGCAGCCAUUAAGAAGCUGGCAAAUGAGGCAGCUUUUGCCAGGAGUUACUCUGCCAUGCUAAUAGGAUAUCCUGUUAUUAAAUUAGGGGAGAUAGGUGUGAGUUAUUUUCCUGGCAAACAAUGCUUUGUAAUCAUUCCUAAUGUAACUUAUGUCCUGGCAUGGUCCCUGUGCUAAGGCUGGAAUAAUGGCAAGCAGACUUCAGAAUAAAGCGUGACCU
This is a messenger RNA of Pygoscelis adeliae (Adelie penguin), 2444 nucleotides long. RefSeq names its product perilipin-3-like. Bases 1 to 1518 code for a protein of 505 amino acids. NCBI's taxonomy places the organism in Eukaryota, Metazoa, Chordata, Aves, Sphenisciformes, Spheniscidae. Gene Ontology annotation, cellular component: cytosol; lipid droplet. The transcript has 9 exons. The record is from RefSeq and is a predicted model, not a curated record. Gene Ontology annotation, biological process: lipid storage; positive regulation of triglyceride storage.